AUGUCUGUCUUUUCCUUGGAAGUGGCAAAGACUAACCCAGUAGAUGGGAGAGUUCUUGAUGAAAAUUUGGCGACUCUUGGAGUUUCUGUAAAAGAAGAAGAGAAAGAUGACUAUCAACGACUUCUUGCCGUGUUCCACGAGUCUGUUGUGGAACUCGUGUCAUUGCCAGAUUAUGUGCCGCCAGUUGACGAGGAACGAUUCCCUAGGGAGGACAUCAGAUUCCCCGAGGCAUCAGACAACCCUUUGGGAGCCUGGGCAUGGCGGUGUCGUGUGGAAGACAAAACCAGAAAUGGUGGCCUACUUGCCGGCAAAAAGAUUGCAAUCAAAGACAACAUCGCCGUAAAAGGCGUUCCCAUGCUUCUUGGUACCGAUUUCGUCAAAAACUAUGUUCCGAGCACAGACGCGACUUGUGUAACGAGGCUACUCAGAGCAGGGGCAAUUAUUGAGGGCAAGUCCGUAUGUGAAAACAUGUGUCAUUCAGCGACGAGCAGUUCAUCCUCAACGGGCCAUGUUCAUAACCCCUACGCGAAGGGCUACAGCAGUGGCGGUAGCUCGAGUGGCUCCGGUGCUCUCGUUUCCAACGGAGACGUUGAUAUGGCUCUUGGUGCAGAUCAAGGAGGUUCCAUCCGUGUCCCUGCCGGCUCCAAUGAGCCAACCAACGACUAUGUUGGACCCAUGACACGAACGUUGCUUGACAACGCAUUGAUGCUGCAGGUCAUCUCAGGGAACGACAACAUCGAUGACAGGUCUUUUCCUGCACACACACCCGACAAUGUUCCCAAGUACUAUCACAACUUGAUUCAGUUGAAAAGUCCGAAAGAUCUAUCCGGCUUCAAGAUUGGCAUCCUUGCAGAAGCAAUGAAUCAACCAUCUGUUGAAACACGGGUCAAAAUAUGUGUCGAGGCCGCGAUUCAGGGUUUCCGCGAACUUGGAGCGACCGUUGAAGAAGUGUCAAUCCCCUUCCACUCUAAAGGAGCGGCUAUUUGGACCGCAAUUAGCAAGACCGGGGGGUAUCUAGCAAAGAGAAAUCUCGCCUUUGGUAGACGGGGCCACGCCAUGAACGACUUGACACAGAAGUUCCAAACCUUGACACAGGACCAGUGGGAUAGCGCCUACGUCUCCUCGAAAAAUAUCUACCUCAACGGGGUAUACGCGCAAGCUGCAUUUCCGGGACUGCUUGGCAAGGCAACAAAUCUUAGUCGGAAGCUCCGCGAUGAUUACGAUCGCGCCCUUUCGCACUAUGACAUCCUCGUGGCACCAAACUUGCCUUACGUCGCCAACUCUCACACCCGUUACGAUGCAUCGCCUUUGGAGAAGGUUGGAAAGCAAAUCGGACUUACUGCCAACACAGCACCUUUCAACCAGUCUGGACACCCAGUGUUAGCGAUGCCUAUUGGCAUGCUGCCGAUAGAGGAGGGCCUUCUAGCAGGGUCUGGAACGAAGUUGCCCGUCAGUAUGCAACUGAUUGGAAAGUGGUGGCAUGAAGAAGACGUCUACCGAGUUGCCUACGCUUGGAGUCUGCAGUAUGACUGGAAGAAAAUGUGA
Colletotrichum graminicola M1.001 is the source of this 1545-nucleotide messenger RNA. RefSeq names its product amidase. Gene Ontology annotation, molecular function: catalytic activity. Lineage: Eukaryota; Fungi; Ascomycota; Sordariomycetes; Glomerellales; Glomerellaceae. The coding region runs from base 1 to 1545 and encodes 514 amino acids. The transcript is spliced from 4 exons. The record is from RefSeq and is a predicted model, not a curated record.